Molecule: messenger RNA, 711 nt
Organism: Symbiodinium natans
Lineage: Eukaryota; Dinophyceae; Suessiales; Symbiodiniaceae
Source: the annotation of a GenBank genome assembly
AUGCAGCAAACAGUCUUAGCAAGUGUGUUAUUCUGCCAAAGUUCUUCGCGUGAGCGAGCAGUCGGAUACGGCGUAGAGCGAAGCAAACUCGAUGACGAUGAAGAAGUACGCGGCAUAGAGCGAGGCAAAGCCGAGGACCAUGAAGAUGUGUCCGGCACGGAGCGAGGCAAAGCCGAGGACCAUGAAGACGUGCCGGCCACGGAGCGAGGCAAAGUCGAGGACCAUGAAGACUGGUCUGGCAUGGAUGAAGACGGGUCUGGCAUGGAGCGAGGCAAAGUCGAGGACCAUGAAGACGGGUCUGGCAUGGAGUGGCGGCGGUUCCAACGAUUCACACGCUCCGAACUGUUCCACCCAGUGGCAUUCCAAGAAGAGUCAGCAUGCCAGGAAGAGUCUGAGGAGCCCGAGGUACGCCAGGAAGAGUCUGAGGAGCCAGAGGCAUUCCACGCAGAGUCGGCAUCACGGCGGUCCUGCCACUGCUGCACGCGCCUCCAUCGGCGCUCCCAACGACUGAACUCCAUGGACGAGUCCGACAUCGAAAGAGACACGCACAAGAAAGAGGUAAACGUGGACAAAAACUUGGGCAACAAAUGCCUGCGAUGGCAAAACAAGACAAGGGAACAGGUGGAGCACAGCACGUGCAAUGAGAAAGUUUCAGAAGUACGUGCCUACUCAGGGAACCCACAGCGUCUGAUGGCACUCCUGCUUCUGAGG